AUGUUCAAAUUCGCCGUUGUUAUCUUCGCUGUCAUUGCCUGUGCUGCUGCCAAACCCGGUUUCUUAGGUGCUCCUUUGGCUUACGCUGCUCCUGCUGCUGUUGUUGCUGCUCCCGCCGGUGUUGUUACUGCCACCAGUAGCCAAGUUAUUGAACGUAAUUACAAUGGUAUUGCUACUGCUCCCAUUGUAGCUAAUGUUGCUACCCCUGUUGUUGCCAAGACUGUUGCUGCUUACACUGCCCCAGUUGCUGCUUAUACCGCUUCCGUUGUAGCCAAAUACGCUGCUGCUUACACUCAUCCUUUGGCCUACACCUCUCCUUUGGCUUACUCAUCUCCUUUGGCCUACUCUGCCCCUGUUGUAGCCAAAUAUGCUGCCGCCUACUCUCAUCCUUCGGCCUACUCUGCACCUUUGACUUAUGCUGCUGCCCCAGCUCCAGUUUUGUUUUAAAAACUGUGAUUGUUACGAAUUUGAAUUGAUGUGAAAAAUAAACGAACUAAUUUAUUAUUAUAGUAA
This is a messenger RNA of Calliphora vicina (urban bluebottle blowfly), 513 nucleotides long. Its product is annotated as cuticle protein 38-like. Bases 1 to 447 code for a protein of 148 amino acids. NCBI's taxonomy places the organism in Eukaryota, Metazoa, Arthropoda, Insecta, Diptera, Calliphoridae. The transcript is spliced from 2 exons. The record is from RefSeq and is a predicted model, not a curated record.